Molecule: messenger RNA, 550 nt
Organism: Aspergillus aculeatinus CBS 121060
Lineage: Eukaryota; Fungi; Ascomycota; Eurotiomycetes; Eurotiales; Aspergillaceae
Exons: 2
Source: RefSeq, a predicted model, not a curated record
GAAUCCAACCUUACCUAGCUCCAAUUGCUCUUCACUCAUCCACUCUGCUGAGCACUACACUACACUAUAAUCCCUACGUUCUGACUCCUCGACGAACGCCCCCAUCAAAAUGCCCUCCAAAAGCAACAACAACAACUACACCGACCCCGAACUCCGCCAGGAGGUCAAAGAGGAAGUGCAGCAAGGCGACAAGGGCGGGAAACCCGGCCAAUGGUCUGCGCGGAAGGCCCAACUCACGGCCCAAGAAUACAAAUCCCGGGGCGGGGACUACACGACCAGCAAGGACGAGCAGUCGCAAUCCCAGCGGAACCUGUCGCAGUGGGGCGCGGAGGACUGGGUGACCAAGGAAGGGUCGGGGACGGCCAAGACCGACGAGAGCGCGGCGGACGGCGGGCCGCGCAAGCGGUAUCUGCCCCGCGAGGCGUGGGAGGAGAUGAGUGAGGGGGAGAAGGAGGCGACGGAGAGGAAGAAGGUGGAGGAGGGGGUGAAGGAGAAGAAGCAGUUUGUGGGGAAUACGGAGGGGGCGAAGAGGAAGAGGGGGGAGGUUUCG